AUGCUGGCGUUUGAGGAAUACACUCGGAACACAUCAGUCGACCGCGUUCUACUUGUUGUCAUUGGUGCUCCUCUAGUAAUAAUCGCUCUAUUGCUCGGCCAAGAAAGUAUCCCGCUUCAAGAUCCAGCUGAAGGGUGGAAAAAUAACGUUGGAUUCUGGAUUCGAGCAGGAUUACUCGGGGCUGGAGUAGGUUACGCUGCCGCAAUCCAGAUCGGCUUUUGGCUGGAUGCCCCUCCGUUUUCUCUAAAGCAGAUAACUUGCUAUUGUGCUUUCAUGAGUGUAAUUUACGUCGUUGUUGGUAUGGUGACGGCGGAAUUAUGGGUAUUUCCGAUCCCGUUCUUCAUGUUUACUCUGACCACCAUAACGACAUCAGAUAUCGUUGCAACGUGA
Molecule: messenger RNA, 390 nt
Organism: Phytophthora infestans T30-4
Lineage: Eukaryota; Oomycota; Peronosporomycetes; Peronosporales; Peronosporaceae
Exons: 2
Coding region: 1-390 (129 amino acids)
Source: RefSeq, a predicted model, not a curated record